AUGGCAGAGCGUCCAAGUCGUCCAACAGUGGCUAAUAGAUUGAAACAGUUAUAUACAUCAAAACAAGAUCAAUUGAAAGACGAACUAUUUCAUAUUGAUUUUAUUUCGUUAACUACAGAUAUGUGGAGAAGUAGUCGUCGUCGUUCAUUUGUAGUUAUAACAGCACAUUACACGGAUCAACAAUAUCGAGCAAAAUCAAUUAUCUUAAGUUUUAAAGAAUUUCGCCGUCGACAUUUUAGUAGAAGAAUAUGUCCAUUUGACACGAAUCAUAGAACAAUAUGA
Molecule: messenger RNA, 282 nt
Organism: Didymodactylos carnosus
Lineage: Eukaryota; Metazoa; Rotifera; Eurotatoria; Philodinida; Philodinidae
Source: the annotation of a GenBank genome assembly